UUACCAUAAAAAGUGCAAAGCUAAAAUCAGAUUGCAGAACUGUCGACGCUAUAUAGCCGGUCUAUUAAAAUAUCAGAGAGAGAAAAAAAGAUGGAGAAUUCUCAACUUUGCAAGCUUUUUAUCGGCGGGUUGAACGUGCAGACUACGGACGAGGGACUGCGACAGCAUUUCGAGCAGUAUGGGGAGCUGACCGAUUGCGUUGUGGUGCAUUACCCGCAGACCAAUAGAUCCCGUUGCUUCGGGUUUGUCACCUACUCGACUGCGGAGGAGGCUGAUGCAGCAAUGGCGGGCAGGCCUCAUACUGUAGACGGCAACAACGUGGAGCUGAAGAGAGCCGUGCCCCGGGAGGACGCCGGCAAACCCGAGGCCCUCGCCAAGGUGAAGAAAAUCUUCAUCGGCGGCCUGAAAGAGGACGUGGAGGACGAACACCUAGCAAACUACUUCUCCCAGUUCGGUGCGCUGGAGAAAGCCGAAGUGGUCACUGACAAGCAGACUGGCAAGAAGCGCGGCUUCGGCUUUGUCUACUUUGAAGACAACGACUCUGCAGACAAGGCCGUGGUGCUCAAGUACCACACUAUCAACGGGCACAAAGUGGAGGUGAAGAAAGCCCUCUCCAAGCAGGAGAUGCAGGCCAGCGGCGGCAGGAGAGGCCGAAGCACAGGAGGGCGCGGAGGCGGAGGAGGUCAAAAUGUCUACGGCGGCAGAUACAAUAGCUAUGGCGCUGGCUACGGGGGCAAUGAUGGCCGCUAUGGCGGUGGUUACGGGGACAGUUCUGACUCUUACGGCGGAGGCUACGGGAACGGUGGAGGCUACGGGAUCGGUGGAGGCUACGGGAACGGUGGAGGCUACGGGAACGGUGGAGGCUACGAGGGCAGUGGAGGCUACGGCGAACAUACGGAUGACUAUGGCUACGGAAACGGCUACAGUGACUUUGGCAGCAGCUACGGCCAGCAGUCCUCCGGCUAUGGGGCGAUAAAAGGCAGUAACUACUCUGGCAGAAGCAGCGCCCCUUACUCCAGAGGUAGUGGGGACUAUGGGGGCUCCUACUAAACCGGCCCUCGUGUGUGUGUUGGCUGCCUCCACCUCUGUACGACAGACAAUGUGCAAGGGGAUUGGGUAGGGGAGAAACAAGGACUGGAUUUUAUUGAACAUUUUUUAUAGAAUUGUUACUGUUUUGAUUUUUUUUUUCUUUUACUAUAGAUAAUCUGUACAACAUGACUUACAUAACCUGUAAAUUGUUUCUGGUUUGUUUGUGUAUUUUGAUUUCAUUUUUAUUUUUUAACCAAUCGAUUCACAACAAUAAAUUGAGGAGUUGUUUAUGUGUUUUUAAAAA
Polyodon spathula (Mississippi paddlefish) is the source of this 1333-nucleotide messenger RNA. Its product is annotated as heterogeneous nuclear ribonucleoprotein A0-like. NCBI's taxonomy places the organism in Eukaryota, Metazoa, Chordata, Actinopteri, Acipenseriformes, Polyodontidae. The record is from RefSeq and is a predicted model, not a curated record. The coding region runs from base 91 to 1050 and encodes 319 amino acids. Gene Ontology annotation, molecular function: RNA binding. The transcript has a single exon.